Messenger RNA from Bicyclus anynana (squinting bush brown), 5827 nucleotides. Its product is annotated as chorion transcription factor Cf2-like. Gene Ontology annotation, biological process: regulation of transcription by RNA polymerase II. The coding region runs from base 1102 to 2538 and encodes 478 amino acids. The transcript has 10 exons. The record is from RefSeq and is a predicted model, not a curated record. Gene Ontology annotation, molecular function: RNA polymerase II cis-regulatory region sequence-specific DNA binding; DNA-binding transcription factor activity, RNA polymerase II-specific. Gene Ontology annotation, cellular component: nucleus. NCBI's taxonomy places the organism in Eukaryota, Metazoa, Arthropoda, Insecta, Lepidoptera, Nymphalidae.
AAUUUAGUUGGUACAAGUAGCUACUUGCAUAGAUAGAUGUUCAUUCUAUAUGGUUUUAAAAAUUCCCAAUACAGUAGGUAUAGUUAGGUAGGUAGGCUCGACCAAACAAAAACAAGACGUAGUUUACCCCCCGGCCUAAACACGCGUACCUUACCCACCCCCUCAUCGAACAGCACGAUUCAUGGUGUUUCCAAUACCCAUACCCAUACCCACGGUGGGGACGUGGUGAAUGGACACGUGUAGGCUGGGCCUAGGCCCCGGGCCCUCUCCGUCCGACCCCGGCCUGCGCCGCUCCGCGCAUGCCUCACCCUCCGCGCACCCCGUCCGCGCAGCCCGCCAUACAUCGCCAACCGUAUUUCAGCCGCGACCAACUAAUAAAACGCUAUGAAAAUCCACUAUCACACCAAAAAACAGGUAACUAUCCCUAUAUAAUUCAAUGUGAAAUCCUUUUCAAUCCGUUUCGUUGUCAAAAACUCGGUUUUAAGUGCGAUGGUGUGAGAGCUCGGUUAAAAAUAAGUUAAGAAAUACGAUACUGGGGUAUGGGUUAGGCAGAAUGGCGGGGGUUGAGUGAGGCGCCCUACGGGGGCGCACCCUUUUGUUCGUCACCUAGCCGCAGACCGUCGCAUAAGCUGAAACGACCCUAAAAGUGGAUAACCGUCUAUCGCGGAAGUUCCUUAGAAUUAAACAUGGUCUUGAGUGAUUCAGAACACCAAAAAUCCGCGAUGAAAACUCAUUACGUGCUACCGAUGUAUGCAACGAUACAUGCACCAUGUUGGAGAAAAGAUGAAGUUUUUACAAAGUUACCUAAAACAUACUUAUAUACAUACCUUAUUCUUAAUUUGUGUAAUUCGUGGAUAGUGUUGUUGUUUACAUAUUUAUUAACCCCUUUGCAUGGUAAUUUAAGCCUUUAAUAUGUAAAUGUUUUCUGUCCUAAAUAAAUAAAAAUAAAUAAAAAUAAAAAAUAAAAAUACUUAUUCGAAAAGGAUGAGAAAGCACUACCUCCCCAAAUAAAGAAGAUUCAUCGAGACAUCAAGAUGACUCGAAAAAUGAAUGAUGUUGGAAAAUUGUUGUACUUAAAUAGCCAAAUAGAUCUAAGUCGCGAUGAACUUCGCACCUUUCACGGGACACAUCCCGACGGCGACAGCGAUACCGACCAUUCACCAAUUCGCCGCCAAAUUCGGAUAUGAAGGCAGUGGCACAGGCAGCGUGGUCCAAGAAACCAGAUACCAAGCGUCCGGCAGCGGGGUCCAGUUCGCAGUGGCGCCGGCGACUGGGGUGACGGUGGACGGGGUGAAGUUCCGGCAGGCGGAGAGCGUGGUGGUCGUCAGCAAUGCUCAGCCGGGGACGGUGACUUUGGCUGGGAUUGCGCCAAUUCAUACUGUGAACGCAGGAGUAAAGUACCAAAGUAUAACAGCGACCUCUUCCACGGUGAACGUGGGCAACAUCGCGUACGGCGGCGCGGGGCAGGUGGGGUAUGUGCAGGAGACGGUGCUGAAGGGCGAGCAGCGGGACAAGCGCGAGUACCGGGAGGAGCUGCACCAUGACCUCAUGGCCUCCAUGAUGCAGCAACAUCAGGUAACGCAAGCGCCUCUCCAGCAAGGCACGCAGCAGCUACUGGUAGUGUUACACGAGCCGAAGGAGGGCGCGGCACUAGCGAGGGCCAUCAAACAGGAGGGCCGCAUACAGAGGGACGGGACCAGCGUGCCAGCUGAAUUUAUUAGUAUCGGUGACGUCACGGACAGUUCAACAUGGCAGACGCUGGGCGGCGGCGUGGCGGACUACCUGUCAGCGCUGCCGCUGCCGCUGCACCACCUGCUGAAGUACUCCAGCUCAGCUGUCGACGGGAAGCGCGACGAGCCCACCAUCGUCACCGUCGCCACCAACUCUUUGCCACCCAUGUCUACUCUUACUUCGGUACCCACAAAUGUAGUGAACAGCGUGGUGGUACAAACUGCGACCAUCGUGAACCCCGUCUCCAACAACGUCAUCAACACGAACAUCAACGCCAACACCAUCGCUAUGGCCAAGAAGAAAAAGAAGAAGAAAGUACUCAAAGAGAAGAAACCGAGGCCUAAGCCAGGGGAGAUCAGACUCACGACAGCAUUAGAUGGAAGCACGCUGUACUGCUGUCCAGAGUGCCACAUGGCGUAUCCGGAGCGAGGCUUGCUCGAUCAACAUCUUGUGGGACACACUAUGGAGAGAAGAUUCAUCUGCGACAUCUGCAACGCAGCGCUGAAGCGCAAAGACCACCUGACGCGCCACAAGCAGUCGCACAACCCGGAGCGGCCGCACGUCUGCUCCGUGUGCCUCAAGGCGUUUAAACGCAAAGAGCAACUGACCUUGCACUUCAUCAUCCACUCCGGCGAAAAGCGCCACGUAUGCAACGAGUGUGGGAAAGGUUUCUACCGCAAGGAUCAUUUGAGGAAGCACACACGAUCGCACAUCGCGCGGCGUGUCAAGGCUGAAAUGUCACAACAGUCCAACACCCCACCUCUUUCACAGCAAUCUGUACCGGCGCCAGCGCUCGAGCCAUCUUGACCCAACGACGAGAAGAACGACUUGCUGACUCUCAUCGCCGCCACUAAAGACGCUUUUUGACAUUAGGCCUUUUAACAACAUAUUGUUUUACAAAGCCUUUGAAUGCAUACAUCAAUGUCGUAGGUAUGUUGGGAGGUUUCGCGACCUUCUCCAUUUUCUUGUUAUGCCAAAUAUUUGUACAUGAAAAGAUCAGAAGUGGGAUGCGGUACUAUAGUUUACAUAAUUCUCCUCAUUUACAUAUUUCACGCACACAGGUGCAGGAAAUGGCGGGUAAGACAACAAUGACACGCACACACAUGUAAAAUAAAAUACUAAAAUAAUAAUUUUGUAGCUUCCACUCCAAAUAUAUAUUUUAGACAAGUAUAGUGAGAAUGUAAAUUGUUCUUUUGAAUAUUUUUAAAUAUUUAUUUUAAGACAAUCUUAAAUAAUAAUUAUUUAGAAUGUAUUUUAUACUUUCCAGUCUUUAUAAUUAGACAAGUAUUUUGCAAUAAUUUACUGCUGAUAUCUAUAAAAUUUUCUACUGUUAAGUAAACUUUUUUAGUAGAAUAUAAUUAAAUAGAUACUUAGAGUAAAAUUCUUUUCUUCCAUAAAAUCAGACAAUUUUUACAGCAAUAAACGGCUAAAAUCUUCAUAGUUUUACCAAACUUUUUUCAUAUGCCUAGCAAAUAUGCUUAGCAGUAAAAAUUCCAUUUACAGUGCUGGCAAUGAAAUUGAAGACACUUUUAUUGCAAGUAAAAAUUGUCAGUUUAGAAAAAAUAACGAAAUUCGUUUGUAAAUAAUAAAUAUCUAGGCAUCGUUGACAAGAAUACAUUAGAUUAGGUACUUCAUUAAAACUUUAAAUUGUGAUAAUGUUAAAUGUUCUUUAAAAAUAGUUUUGAUGGUUUUUGAAAUUCAGUGUUUUCUGUGAUGAAAUUUUUGUAAGAUUUAUUAUUGUAGACUUUAAUUAUGAGCUUUACGUGUUAUAUAGAGUUUUAGAAAAUAUUAUUUAUUAAAUUCUUAAAUAAUAUUUAAUUAUUAUAUUUUGUUUCCAUUCUAUUAGGAAAUUGCAAUCAAGUACAAAUGUUAAAAGUACUUUUGUUUAUACACAAAAUUAUUUUAGGGAAAACUUAAAUCACAAUGCAAUUGUGUAAUUUGUUGUUAAAUUUUAUUGGUAGGAUACUGUAGAUUGUUUUAAAGUUAAGAGAUAAGAAACAAAGAGAUUAGUGUGUAAUAAAUGAAAAAUCAAGAAUUUGUGUGAAAAAUAGAAAGAAAAGCUUUGUCGUUUUUAAAGACGGACAUUUUAACUAUGAUCCUCAAAAAAGUUUUGAAGAGAGUUUAGGCUGCAUCUAAAAUUUCGCUUACUUACGUGAUUUUUCAUUGAAAGAUGAAUUGAGAAAACUAUGGAUACUGACGAAAAACGACAGAACUUUAUCUUCUAUUUCAAUUCUAAUGGAAACAUUGUCUUCUAUUUAAAUUUUAAUAUAUUCCGGAUUUUUAGUGUCUUAUGUUGUACAGUAAAUUUAUAUUGGUUUUUUCUGCAAACACUCAACAUUGCCACAAAAAUAAGACAAAAUAAGAGAUUUUUCAGUAUAUUAUAUUGAAUUAUUCACUUUGCAAUAUUACACUAGUACCUACCUAAUGUGGUAUCAAAAGUUUGUUACAUUCAGAAUUUAGAUAAUUUUUAACAAUAUACUACUAAGUACUUCAACCUGUAAGCAUUUUGUCAUUGUGAAAUCGUGGUCUGUUUUUAUUGAUCCAAUAUUUACGUCAUUAGGUGAUGUUGAAAUAUAAUAAUGGUAAUAUGGUUUGUCGUCGACCAACUCUGCACUUUCCAGUGCGAGGUCGCCAUUCCAGAACCUUGGGACCCCCAACUUCUUCUUCGAACUAUAUGGCCUAUUGCCAUAUAGUUCAGCUUCACGACUCGCUGAGCUAUGCCAGUGAAUUUGGUUCUUCUACGAAGCUCCUCAUUUCUGAUUCGAUCAUGCAGAGAGACUCCAAGCACAAUUCGCUCCAUCGUCCACCGAGUGACCCUAAGUCUAUGAGGCCCAUAGUUAGCGACCAAGUCUCUAAUCCGUUAGUCAUCUUAAUCUAAGCCCUCAGUUAUUACAUUUUAAGUUAUGUAUAUUUUAAGCAAUGAUUUAAAGAAUUCAUAUCCAUAAAAUACUUCUGAAAAUCUAUUUUUGAUCAACGAAUUAUUUGGAUCAAUGAAAAUCUACUGUUCAUCAAUGAUCGAUUGAUUUAUCCAGUAAUACAUUAAAAUAUUGUAUUUUCAAGUAAAACACUACAAAACCAUGUUGUUAAAAAUACAAAUUGAUUAUCAGUCAAUUUAAUCAUUUGAUCAAUGAUGACUGCAAAAAGAUGGUAAUGUUUAUUAGUAUAAAGGGAUUUCAGUGAUGUACUGUAUAGAUGUUCUAUUUUAUGAUUAUGGUUUUACUUUGGUACUAGUAAAGUAUACAUACAUACGUUGGUGUUUGAAAUUGAAGCAGUGUCAGCAAUCCAGAAACAUAUAAAACUUUCAUCUGCUGAGUGGUUGCUAAACAAGUUAAAAUUUCCAAGUCAUCAUCUAGCCAUACUUUACAUAAUUUAAAAAUACUUUUCUGUUGUGUUGACGCUCCUUUAGUUUACACGCAAGCGCUCUUGUCCGCAAAAAACUCAUCAUAAAAUUAAACAUCUAAUAAUAGUAGGGGAACCGACGAAGGGAUUUUUGCAGUUACUCGAGCGCGGCAAAUAAACAUAAAGGACCUUGCAUGUUGUUGAGUACCUCCACUAAGUAUGAGCCCUUAAUAUUGGUAGAUAUGUUUAGGGCAAACAAAAAAAACCAAGUCCAGAAAUACUUAACCAGCACGUCAGAUAAGGAUAUAGUAAGUUAGUUAAUUACUAAAAGGUGUGCAUUUCGAAAAUCUAAAGACUUGAGCUCAUUUAAUGGAAUGGGAGGGUCCCAAAGUUACAAAAUAAAAUCCUUAUAUUAUUAUUAGUUCUCGAGUUACGAGCGCGAUUAAUUUUUUACUCAUUUUGUAGAAAAUAAUUUCAUAGUUAAUGGCUAAAAUUUUUUGACAAUUUCAGUAAGUCAAAGUAAUAGAAAUUGCUUUUAAAGUUUGUAGUUUUUUUUCCAUCGCUAAAAGCAAAAAAAGUAAAUAACCAUUUAUUCUUCUUAUCUAAUCUACCAAAUGCAAUCGGUCCCCAUGACGCUUUAGUAACUGCAAAUUUACCAUCCCGGGCUCCCCUACUAUAACCCCAAUACUCAUGUAAUGUAAGAAUUAUUUUGUAUUGCAAUAAACAUAGGUGCUUCCUUACAUUAAGCUUUCUUAUC